Molecule: messenger RNA, 1731 nt
Organism: Prorocentrum cordatum
Lineage: Eukaryota; Dinophyceae; Prorocentrales; Prorocentraceae
Source: the annotation of a GenBank genome assembly
AGAUACUUUGGUUUCGAAGUGAGAGCAAGCGCUAUCUUUUCAUUUCAGUGUCAAUGGCUGAGCACGGGGCAUUGCUCGAAAGUGUGUCGCGAGAUCUGCGUCAGUGCCACACAGUGGACGACGCGUCUGGCAUUGCAACUUGUUAUCAGCGCUUCACCCUGUGGCAGCAAUUCCAAGGCAUGCUGCGGGUCGCUGUAGUAGUCACGUUCCAGUUUCCUUUUCUAUUAUUGUUCACCGCGUACAAUACCUUCGCUGAAACAUCAGCUGCGCUGAUAAACUUGGUCGGGCGCCGGCAGCGACACCGAUUGCCGCCAAACCCAGCACCGACAUUGGUCAUUCCAGGAACUUGUGCGUACAUCUUUUGGCAGUUGGGGAUGACACAGUACAUAUGCGAGAAGUAUGACACGAGCGGAGCACGGAUCGUGUGCACCUCUUCAGGGGCUUCGUGCGCAGCGAUGAUGCUGUUUCUGGAGCGAGCCGGGUCGACUCGGGAGGCCGUGCGCGCACAUGCGAGGGAUGCUUACGGACUGAUUGAACAGACGCUCGCGCCAAUUUUUCGGCACCCCAUGGCCUUUUGGGGCAGGACCGCCCCUGUUCUGAAGGAUCUGCUGCAGCUGCUCGUGCCCGAAGUUCCGACGCCAGAGUUCCGCUGGAUGUGUACAAAUGCGGGCCUCGGAGAAGACGCCUUCCCGGCCGAAGGCGGUCGUGUCGUCUGCGGCCUGCGGAGGAUCAGCAUGCGCCCUGUGCCCAAUCUCGUGGCAGAGGCGAAGACCGCAUUUGAGUCCAGGGAGGACUUCGUGGCCGCGGCAGUCGCGGCGAGCAACGUGUUUGGAGUGGUGUCCCCGGUGCCAUGUCGUGUACACCGCGGGCAGUUCUGUUCAGACGGCGUCAACCCUUUUUCACUUUAUUGCUUCGUGGACUAUACGGUGCAGUGGAUCACGGGCCGAUUUCGAACGACUGCGCCACCGCACAUUAUCAACGGUGAUCGGCGUUGGCCGUGGAACCACGUGUACUCGAUGUGGAAUGUUGGCAUCAUGGAUGCUCUGUUACCGACAGAAAGGUAUGCAGCCGAGCGGCUCUAUUGGCUUACGCCAACUGUUGGCGGUCACAUUCAGUACCAGUGGGCGCUGCGCUUCAGCGGCCUCUUCACUUACCAGCAAUGGACCAUGGGCUACCGCCACGCCAGAGAGUUAGAUGUUAAGGGUUACUUCAAGGGGCUCGCGCCUCUGAGGUUUUAAACGGUGCCGCUGCUGGCGAACAUGAUCAGCACCAAGUCUGCGGUCGAAUUGCCCGCGCUGCGCAUCUUUUUUCUCGCGGCCCUGAGAUCUUGCAAGUUGGGAUGAGUUGAACAGGCAUGCGUUAGCUCGCUGGUCAAACACGCUUGAGCACGCGCUAGCGUUACCUGGCCGCUCCUGUACUCUCAUCUGCAAUUGCGGGGGCUAUGGUCUGUAUGGACAGCUCCCCUCCUGCACCCAUUCAUCACCCUCUUUCUUCACGAUGUUGUAGCGCCCUUUUUCUUCCCUUCUCCAUCAUCUCGUCCUUUGCUGGUGUUUUUCUUGUUGUCCUCCUCAUGCCUUCCCUUCCCUUCCUUGCUUACAGAUUCACCCGACGUUUGAUCGCGCAUUCUGUUCGACUUCGUUGGCGAGCGCGCCCUGGCUGCUAAGCUGGCUGACGCCCAAGGGCAGCGCACUGUGGAAGAUGAAAACGGUGCUUCCCCCCCAGAGGAGGCCC